GGGGGCGUGUCGGGGGCCGCCGAUAACAGCGGGCGCCGUGCCGGGGCCGCGGGACCAGACGGCGCAGGGAGUGGGACGAGCCAAGGACCCCCAUCCUGGGCAGCAGAAUGGGGUCCAGCAGCCUCCUGAGACUCCUCUGCAUCGUCUCGGUGCUGGCCAGGUGCCCGCACCCUGCCACGGCCCAGUGGUUUUCCCUGGGCUCAGAGGAGACCACCCCGGAUCCAGGCACCAGCCCCGUGCCCCCCAGCCUGGGUGGGGAGGAAGACACAGACACCAGUGUGGAGCCCGUGGGGAAGGUGCUGCUGAGCAAACCUCCUCUGGCAACAGCCCCUAAACGCCGGGACCAACUCUCCAGGGGGGCAGCGAAGGGGUCAGGCCGUGCUCCGCCACGCACACGAGGCCAGCACCGACCCACGGCCGCCCCGGAGGUCUUGGAGGGGAGCGCAGUGGAGGAGGAGUUCCUGCAGAUCCAGACCACGGCCAAGGGUCUGCCCCGGCGGGUCCCGUCGUUCCCGGAGACGGACCCUGCCCUCCAGGCGCGCAACAUCUCCGGCUGUGUCUGCCCCGUGCGCCCCGGCCCCCCCGGCCCCCCCGGCCCAAAGGGAGAGAAAGGUGACCGAGGGUUCCCUGGAGAGAGAGGCCAGCCCGGAUUCUUAGGGGAGAGAGGGAAGUCGGGCAGCCCAGGACAGCCAGGUCACCAGGGUCCCCGGGGCCCUCCGGGUCCUCCGGGACCACCGGGGCCCCCGGGACCCCCGGGAGCCUGGGGAGCCCGGGGCUCACCCGCGUCUGCUGCACUCGCUGAGAGAUCAGAGCACGAGAUGGGAGUCUCCAGCCCUGUGGGAAACCCAGGACCCCCGGGUCCCCCCGGGCUGCCCGGCAUGCCCGGACCCCCCGGCUACCCAGGCCAUGAUGGCCCCCAGGGGGCCCCUGGGCGGGAGGGAAAGCCAGGACCCCCAGGCCCUCCAGGAGCCGUGGGGCCACCUGGUUUCCCUGGGGCUGAAGGACUUCCAGGGUCUCCAGGCUCAGCUGGACCAGAUGGACCCCCAGGGGCACCCGGACUCCCAGGGCCUCAGGGUCCCCCCGGGGUGCCUGGGCAUGAAGGACCCCCUGGUCCCCCAGGAGCUGCAUCACACCCUGGCAAACCAGGGCUCCGAGGGGAGCCAGGAUUCCCAGGACCAAAGGGUGACAAGGGCGAGUAUGGGCUGCCAGGCAUGCCAGGGAGCCCUGGCCGGACCGGAGAGCCAGGGUCCCCUGGCAUGCCCGGUCCCAUGGGGCCACCAGGACCACCAGGGGACUACAGGUGUGACUCACGCCACGCUGGACACCGAGGGUUGGCCGGGCUGGCGGGCCCCAAGGGAGAAAAGGGCGACCCUGGAGAGCCGGGGUGCUGCUAUGGGGAGCACGGGUGCAAAGCAGGGCACCUCCCCUUCCCCAGCACUGGCAGCCAGCCCAGCUCCUGGGGGUCCAUCAGCAGGUACCAGACGGAUGGCAAAGAGGAACCAGAGAUUUAUGGAGCCAUCAUCCCCCAUGGUCUUCGAGGUCCCCCCGGGAACCCCGGCCCCCCUGGGCCCCCCGGCCCCCCUGGCCCACCAGGUCUCCUCUACCUCAAUAGGGUGCACCCCGUGCAUGCCCAGCCGCCCUGCAAGCAGCCGGCAUCCACAGACCGCAGCUGGCCGUCAGAUGCUGGUGUCCCUCAGGCAGAGCCAUCGGACUCCCGCGCUGAUCUCCGGCGCCAGACGUGGGUUUUCAAGUCCAAGGAGCUGAUGGUGAAGGCGAGCAGUGCUGUGCCCGAGGGGAGCCUGGUCUAUGUGAGGGAGGGGAGCAACGCCUUCCUCCGGACCCCCGCUGGCUGGAGCCGCCUCCUGCUGGAGGAUUCAAAGUCGUUCUUGGCUGGUGAUGACCCCUCUGCCUCCACCCCACAGUACCAGGAGGUGAAGAGGGUUCAGCCAAGAGGUUCCAACACGCUGUCACCCGUGCAGGCUCCAGCAGACCCACUGAUCCAGAAGGAGGAGGAACAACGGCUGCCCCAGAUUCUGCCAACCACCACGGCCCCACGGAUCCCAUCUCUCCGCCUGGCUGCCCUCAACGUGCCGCUGUGGGGUGACACGAGCGGGAUCCGCGGCGCCGACCUGCAGUGCUACCGGCAGGCACAGGAGGCCGGGCUCUACGGAACCUUCCGGGCCUUCCUGUCGGCCCCCAGCCAGCAGCUGGCGUCCAUCGUCAAGAGGACAGACAGGACCCUCCCCAUCGUCAACCUGAAGGGGCAGCUGCUGGCCAAGUCCUGGAGCUCCCUCUUUGGGGGUGCUGCCCUGCGGGGCCCCAUCUACUCCUUCAACGGGCGCAGCGUGCUGGCAGAUCCCCUCUGGCCACACCGGCUGGCCUGGCACGGCUCCACGCCGCGGGGCGGCCAUGCCCGCCGCUGGGACUGCCAGGGCUGGCACAGCAGCUCCGGCACGGCCCAGGGCAUGGCCAGCGCCCUGGGCGAGGGCAGGCUGCUGGCCGGGCAGCGCCACAACUGCUCCGCGCCGCUGGCCGUGCUCUGCGUGGAGGUGGCUUUUCCCUACCGCCACAUGUGGUGACAGCAGCAUUCCGGGGGGAACGUCCCCCGGAGCACUGAGGGGACAGCGGGCCCACAGCCGUGCCAGCCCAUUGCCCCUGUGCCACGGGGCAACGCUGGGCUGUGCCUGCAGCCCCCGCUGGAGGCAACACGGCCGCCACACAGAA
Messenger RNA from Passer montanus (Eurasian tree sparrow), 2724 nucleotides. RefSeq names its product collagen alpha-1(XVIII) chain-like. The transcript is spliced from 23 exons. The record is from RefSeq and is a predicted model, not a curated record. NCBI's taxonomy places the organism in Eukaryota, Metazoa, Chordata, Aves, Passeriformes, Passeridae. The coding region runs from base 108 to 2579 and encodes 823 amino acids.